GCUCUUUGGGGGCAAAAGGAAGGGGCCUAGGAGAGGAACAUGGCUCUGCAAAGGGCUGGGAACAUUUCCCUUCUUUCUUUCCAGGCAGCUAAGGACUGGGACAAGCGGUGGCAGGCAUAGCUGUGGGGGCGGCCCGUCUGCAUACCAGCCCUGGAGCAGCACUGCCCAAAAAGCAGAUGAAGAGCUGGGUGUGAAACUGCAGGCUUGCUUUGUGGGCAUUGCCUGGAAUGGUGGUGCUGCUUGGCACCCAAACGUUCAGCUGAAAUGCUAGAUCCAGUGGGGCGGGGGUUCCUGGUCAUCUGCACAGCUCUGUGGUGGUGGCAGGUGAUGGCAGGCAGCCUUCCACCUCCAUGUGACAGCCGCAUCUACUGCACUGGAGAGUUGCUGCAGCAAGUCCAGCUGGCCAGGCUCUUUCAAGACGACAAAGACUUUGUUGACAUGCCACUGAAGUCCAAUCCAGAUGUGGUUCUCAAGCAAUUUGAGGAAUUAAUGAAUGCCACACCCGGUGGGGCCUUACCCAAACUGCAGCUGGCACAGUUUGUGGGGACUCACUUCUUUCCUCCAGGGCAGGACCUGGAAAGCUGGAUACCUCCAGACUGGACAGAUAGCAUCCCCCUCAAGAGGAUUUCAGAUGAGAAGUUGCGGUCCUGGGCCCAGGUCCUGAACGCCAAGUGGAAGCAGCUGGGCAGGCGGGUAAGUGAACCCCAAUGUUCAAAUGCUCCUUGGUGUUACUCUCUGAUCUAUGUGCCAAACCCAUUGAUUGUGCCUGGGGGCUGGUUCCAUGAAUAUUACUACUGGGAUUCCUUCUGGAUCCUGGGAGGCCUCCUCCUCUCCAACAUGACAGCUACAGCCAAGGGCCUCAUCCAAAACUUCCUCUAUCUAGUCAGCCAAUUUGGGCACAUCCCAAAUGGCGGCCGGGUGUACUACGAGCAUCAAAGUCAGCCGCCACUUCUCACCCUAAUGAUGGAGAGCUACCUGAGCUACACAAACGACACUGAGUUUCUACAGCAAGUAUCUUUGAACCAACUGGUGACCAGGACUCUUGGGCUGCAGUUUAGCUUGCAGAACUGGAUCCCCUUCAACCUUUCUCCCCUUCCCCCCACCAGACCAGAGUCCUACAUGAAAGAUAUCGAGCUGGCAGUGGGCUUAGAGGAAAGUAAUUGCCUGAUCAGGCUCCUGGUGAGGGGAAUGGCUUGGAGAAGGCGUCGUGGAAAGGAUAUUGAUGUAAUGGCAGAGGCUUGCCAGCUAAAAGCCCAACAGGGCUUUUGGGCAGAGCUGCAGAGUGCGGCUGAGUCGGGCUGGGAUUUCUACUCCCGCUGGUUCUUGCCAGGCUCCCCACCACUGCAGGACUCACUACAAGGCACCAGAGUAAGGGGAGUUGUGCCGGUGGAUUUAAACGCCAUUCUUUGCAAAGUCGAGCAGCCGUUAGCCACUUUCUACCAAGUCCUUGGGGAUGGUGAGAAAGCGAGCUGGUUCUGGGCUGCGCGGAAGCAGCGAGUGGCUGCCGUCACUGCUGUCCUGUGGAAUGAGGAUGCUGGUGUCCUGGUGCACAACCGGGCCUUCUACCCCUCCAAGCUAAGCCCCCUGUGGACUGAGUGUGGCAUGGAUCUGCCCAGGACAGAGAAGGCACUCCACUACCUGGAAAGUUCGGCCCUAUCCUACACUAACGGACUGCCCACCUCCCUGACACAGAUGGGACAGCAAUGGGACCUUCCAAAUGCCUAGGCCCCUGUCCAGCACAUGGUGGUCUUAGGUCUGGCCAAAUCCUCCUCUCCCCGGGCACGAGAGCUGGCCUUCAGCCUGGCUCAGCGCUGGCUGCAGAUGAACUUGGCUGUCUUUGAGAAGUAUGGAGGUAUGUUUGAGAAGUAUGAUGUCGAAGGUGAUGGGAAGCCAGGUGGUGGUGGGGAGUAUCCAGUGCAGGAAGGGUUUGGCUGGACGAAUGGGGUGGCCCUGCAACUGCUAGAUCUGUAUGGAGAGCAGCUCACGGCUGCCAGCUCUCUCUGCUCUCCCUCCUGGCCCUGGAUUGGGGCCUGCCUUAUCCUGGUCCUGUUCUCACAGCUUCCUGGAUUGUUUUCGGUGAUGGACCUGUCCAAUGGGAAGUCGUCCCUGGCAAGUGUGGGCCAGACGGUGGUGCAUAUGCAUAGGCAAUAA
Crotalus tigris (Tiger rattlesnake) is the source of this 2151-nucleotide messenger RNA. RefSeq names its product trehalase (gene TREH). The transcript is spliced from 15 exons. The record is from RefSeq and is a predicted model, not a curated record. Gene Ontology annotation, biological process: trehalose catabolic process. NCBI's taxonomy places the organism in Eukaryota, Metazoa, Chordata, Lepidosauria, Squamata, Viperidae. Gene Ontology annotation, molecular function: alpha,alpha-trehalase activity.